AUGAAGAUGUUUAACUCUUCUCAAACCCUAAUAUUCGUGGUUAUAGCUCUCGUCCUAGCUUUUGCAGUUCCUCUGAAAGCCCAAGACCGGCCACAAGACUACCUCGCUGUACACAACCGUGCUCGAGCCAGAGUUGGUGUCCGUCCUAUCAAAUGGCAUGCGGACGUGGCGGCAUACGCCAGACAAUAUGCUCGGCGAAGGCGUGGGGACUGUCGUCUCGUUCACUCAGACGGGCGUUACGGUGAAAACUUGGCAGGGAGCACUGGUGACUUGUCCGGAGCUGCCGCAGUGAGAUUGUGGGUCAGCGAGAGGUCUGACUACUUCUAUGAUUCCAACACGUGUCGCUCAGGAAAAGCAUGUGGUCACUAUACUCAAGUUGUGUGGAGAAACUCGGAGUGGGUUGGGUGUGCAAAAGUCAGGUGUAACAAUGGUGGAACCUUCAUCAUUUGCAGUUAUUCUCGUCCUGGUAAUGUUAGGGGCCGUAAGCCUUACUAA
This is a messenger RNA of Microthlaspi erraticum, 495 nucleotides long. The record is from the annotation of a GenBank genome assembly. Lineage: Eukaryota; Viridiplantae; Streptophyta; Magnoliopsida; Brassicales; Brassicaceae.